Molecule: messenger RNA, 1413 nt
Organism: Rhinolophus ferrumequinum (greater horseshoe bat)
Lineage: Eukaryota; Metazoa; Chordata; Mammalia; Chiroptera; Rhinolophidae
Gene: HNRNPC
Product: heterogeneous nuclear ribonucleoprotein C
Exons: 11
Coding region: 423-1346 (307 amino acids)
Cellular component (GO): nucleus
Molecular function (GO): RNA binding
Source: RefSeq, a predicted model, not a curated record
GGCGGCAGAGGAGACUCGGGGGCCAUUUUGUGAAGAGACGAAGGUUGAGUGGUUGCGACCGCGUUGCCGACCUCGGGGAGCAGUCGGCUUCUUCACGUACAACCCGGGAGUAGGAGAUUCAGAAUCGAAUCUCUUCUCCUUCCCCCUUCGGGUUACAAAUCACUUGAAAUAUAUAAGUUAGUGGAACUUUGCUUGAGGGCAGCAAGGCGAACCCCAUCCCUACUCACUGGAGCUCAGCUUUGAUUUUUAACCUCCCUUCCCCACCCUUCCAGAACACACACAUUCCCAUUCCAAAACUGAUUUUAUAAAGACAUUUUAAACAUAAUGCAACUUGGUGUGCACUACAGCAAAUUUACAGUGAGAUUUUUUUGAUCUUCAGCUACAUUUUUUUGGCUUUGUGAGGAACCUUAUCUUCAAAGACAAUGGCCAGCAAUGUUACCAACAAGACAGAUCCUCGCUCCAUGAACUCCCGUGUAUUCAUUGGAAAUCUCAAUACUCUUGUGGUCAAGAAAUCUGAUGUGGAGGCAAUCUUCUCAAAAUAUGGCAAAAUUGUGGGUUGCUCUGUUCAUAAGGGCUUUGCCUUUGUUCAGUAUGUUAAUGAGAGAAAUGCCCGGGCUGCUGUGGCAGGAGAGGAUGGCAGAAUGAUUGCUGGCCAGGUUUUAGAUAUUAAUCUGGCUGCAGAGCCAAAAGUGAACCGAGGAAAAGCAGGUGUGAAACGAUCUGCAGCGGAGAUGUACGGGUCAGUACCAGAACACCCUUCUCCGUCCCCUCUACUCAGCUCCUCUUUUGACUUGGACUAUGACUUUCAACGGGAUUAUUAUGACAGGAUGUACAGUUACCCAGCACGUGUUCCUCCUCCUCCUCCUAUUGCUCGGGCUGUAGUGCCCUCCAAACGCCAGCGUGUCUCAGGAAACACCUCACGGAGGGGCAAAAGUGGCUUCAAUUCUAAGAGUGGACAGCGAGGAUCUUCUUCCAAGUCUGGAAAGUUGAAAGGAGAUGACCUUCAGACCAUUAAGAAGGAAUUGACCCAGAUAAAACAAAAAGUGGAUUCUCUACUGGAAAGCCUGGAAAAAAUUGAAAAGGAACAGAGCAAACAAGGAGUAGAGAUGAAGAAUGAUAAGUCAGAAGAGGAGCAGAGCAGCAGCUCCCUGAAGAAAGAUGAGACUAAUGUGAAGAUGGAGUCUGAGGGGGGUGCAGAUGACUCUGCUGAGGAGGGGGACCUACUGGAUGAUGAUGAUAAUGAAGAUCGGGGGGAUGACCAGCUGGAGUUGAUCAAGGAUGAUGAAAAAGAGGCUGAGGAAGGAGAGGAUGACAGAGACAGCGCCAAUGGCGAGGAUGACUCUUAAGCACAUAGUGGGGUUUAGAAAUCUUGUCCCAUUAUUUCUUUACCUAGGCGCUUGUCUAAGAUCAAAA